AUGAGCAGCAUCUCUUCUUUCCAACCCGACAACUCUGACGACUCUGAUUUCUCCCUCGAGCCCAAUCGUGGGCGGCAGCAGCGGCGCUCUAACUCUCGAUUUGAAUCCUACAGCCUCAAAUUUCCAGUUUCCCAAGAUCAUAGUCCAUCACAGGAUCAUGCAAAUUAUAAAACGGAGCGGGGAGGGGGGAACGAAGAUGAACCAAGUUCGCAAAACCGAUGGGAACAACGCGAUGCGCUUCUCGCGGAUUUGAACGAAAGCUCCUUGGCUCAAUACACCACGCUUUUCGAACAAGUCGAGAGCGAGAUAUUAUCCGCCAAGUUCACAGAGACUAACGAAACGUAUACGGAUGCCCAGAAUGGUUCAAUCGCCUGGACAUCAACCGAAAAAGCACUACUCUUCAAACUCCUAGACAGGAACGGCAAGAAUGGAAUCAAGCAGAUUGCCGCCAUUCUGGGAAGCAAGUCAGAAUUGGAAGUGCUGGAUUAUCUCAAAUUGCUCCAGCGUGGCUUAGAAGGCCAGCAUCUCUUGGAUAGACAACUCAAAACAAUAGUCAUGGGUGAUAUUCCCGCUGCUAUGGAAGUCAGCAAGGAAUGUUGCGCCGAGCUAGAUAAAUAUGCACGAGUACUGGCAAUGAGAGAGGACCUCGACCUGGAGUUGGCGUGUCGAACAACCUACGAUGAAAACGCGAUUAUUGCCGAUGCCCAGGCCAGGAAACUUGUUGCAGAAGAAGUGAAUCCUCCCCUACGAGGGAGAAUCGAUCUCGCUGCGAAUUUAUUGCAUGUACCAGGCUGGACACAGCUCUCUGAGACGUUUUUCAUGAAUUUUGGCGGCUCAAGAUCCGAGGAUUGCUGGAGUAACGUCGUUCAAUCAAGAUCAGAGUCCCCCGCUUUGUACGGUGAAGCUCUCAUGGACUUCUAUGCUCUGACAAUGAGCGUAACUCGCCGAUUGAUUCAAUCCGCUAUUUUCUUUGCCAUGUCACGUCUCAAUGGUCUACAUGCAAUGGGUAGAGAAAGAAGAAGACUUAUUCGAAAGAGAGAUGUGCGAGCUGCCCUUGACGUGUUAAAUAUGAAACCUGACCGAGCUGGCUUCUUUGUCGAUGUUGCGCGUCGAAAUCGUCUGGUCAUCACAGAUACCGUGGAUGGCGAGGAACAGGUUGUUAGCUACGAUGAGGCUGAGGAAAUUCUCCAGGAGGAUGAAGACUCCAGCUCUGACUCCGAUCAAGAUGAUAUCGCAAGUGGAUUGGAAGAAAAUGACAGCGAGACUAAAUCGGAUGCUGUGAAUUCAGAGCACGCUCCACUUCCGUCCUCUCCACCUACAUUCCCCACGGCCACGUGGGACAAGAUACCCCUGGACCUCGAAGAAGAGCAUGCAAACCUCCUUGACCGAGAAAUGAGUCGCCGCGAAGAAAUCAACCUAUGGUGUCUAUUGGAGGAGCCCGUGCCAUCUCAUCUUCAGCAUUCUCUCAUUCCAGAAAACGAAACAGAAACAGAUACGCUUGCGCGAAGGCCUCCAAGUGAACGCAAGUCAAGGGAGGAUCUGGUUGACUGGCGUGACCGAGUUCUCUACCGAAGUGAAUGGGAAGAGUACGGGGAUGGUAUUCAGGAUCUCGAAGACGAGCUGGCUGAGAACCGACGGAAAAGGCGAUGGGAUAUGUAUGAGGAAGAUUUACUGGAAGAGGAAUCUGAAGAGAAAACAAAAAGACCAAGAAGAAUAAGAAAUCGAAGAAAAAGAAGACCUCGGGUCCUUUAUCUGUCGAAGUCAUCCAGAUUGAUGAUUCAUCUGACGAUCCUGGAGACGCAGCGGAGGAAAAUGAAGGUCCAAAUGAAAUGA
Penicillium odoratum is the source of this 1833-nucleotide messenger RNA. RefSeq lists its product as uncharacterized. Bases 1 to 1833 code for a protein of 610 amino acids. The record is from RefSeq and is a predicted model, not a curated record. The transcript has a single exon. Gene Ontology annotation, molecular function: rDNA binding; RNA polymerase I general transcription initiation factor activity. Gene Ontology annotation, cellular component: RNA polymerase I upstream activating factor complex. Lineage: Eukaryota; Fungi; Ascomycota; Eurotiomycetes; Eurotiales; Aspergillaceae. Gene Ontology annotation, biological process: nucleolar large rRNA transcription by RNA polymerase I; transcription initiation at RNA polymerase I promoter.